GGUUUCGAGUAGCAAUCCUCUCAUGUGAGCGGUCUAGACGAGUGCAGUGGAAGAUGUUGCAUUUCAACAUGUCGAAGCCUCUGCGGAUGCGCGCACGUGUGGGCCGUCCUCCGAAGGACUUUCUUUCUCUGGACGAAGCGCGCGUAAUCGUGCAAGAAGCGAAACUGAGGAACAAGCCCUCUUUUACGCGUUGGCUCAAGCAGAAUCCAACGCACGCGAUCCCCACCAAUCCGGACAGAGUGUAUUUGAAUCACGGGUGGACCGGCUACCGCGACUUUCUGGGUUACGGGAGUCGGCGGGCAUCCCGUCUCAAAGAAGCAACAGCCGAUCCAUUCAGAAGCCGAGUUUCCAGUAAGUGCCAUUCGCAGCGGAUCCAAGCGAUAAAUCUUGUGUGCGACGCAAUUCGCCGAGGCGCUGAAGAAAAGCAGGUACAAAUCGAAGUCCGCAUGCUACCACUCUACGCGUCAGCCGCCUUUCUUUUCCGUGUGCGCCCUGCAGGAGGAAAGAAUGUAGAAGCGUUGCACGAGCAGGAAGAGCAAGAAGAUGCGUGGCUGCCGGUGGUAGUGCGGUCCGCGGGGGCACAACUUCGACGAGAACAUGCGAUAAGUCAGGGACACAGCGAUGACGAGGCGCAGUUUGGAAGCAAUACUGCAAGUUUAACCAUCCCCGUCCCAUACUCAACAGACCAGUCGGCUACAACGGAGGACUCGUCUACAUCGUCAGUCUCGUCUCUUUCCGGGUCCACGUUUUGGAGGUGUAAAUUUAACAAAGCGUCCGCACUGUUUGGAAUGCCACUUCUUUGCAUCGUGCCGGAUUCUCAAGAGAUGAUGCUCACGACUUGCGCGUCGAAUGUAAGGUGCGCACUUACUCCGCAGGAGAUCAAGCGCUCCUGCAUCAACUUUCAAGCGACAUCGGACAGCUCCGCACUAGUAAACUUCCUCAUGGAGCAUUGGAACCUUCGGGAACAAGACGAGAAAAAGUCCUUUCACAUUUGGACGGACUGCCUGACUCACGGACCACUUGAUGCCGUUCACAAUCGCGGAAUUUUUUUUCUGAACCAGUUUUUGUACAAGCCGCUCGGGCUGCCGCUCAACUUCUGCACGACGGAGCACUACCGCAACACCCUCUACAACGCGAAGGUCGGAGAGAACCGCGUCCUUCAUCGAAAGGCAAUGAAGAUACGAGCAGCAGAAAAGUACGAGAGUUCCGGAUACCGAGUCAAAGUCGAAUCGCACCGGUGUCCUGAUGGGCUUGUAUUUUCCGGGCCAAUGAGCAAUUUCGAUACUUUCGACUUUUUGAUAGCGUUCUAUAGCGGGCCGAUUGGAGGGUCUGAUACUUCAAUCCAUGGCGUUUUCAUUAUUCCCCAGCGUAUACUUUUAGAGAAUUUGAAGAUUGAAGACUCAGCUGCAUUCUAUGCCUGGUUGACACUGUAUAAUCCCUGGGCAAAACCGCGGCUGAUAAAUUCGAGGAGAAACCGUGCCUGGCAAGCACCCUUUUUCAUCGAUUUUUUCGACAUAGAAAACGACCCGGACAAAGCCGGCGCAGCCCUGGAGAAAGCGAAAGCGAUAUUCGCGGAGUAUGGAAAGUGAUGAAAUCAAAAUCUUAACUCGGUGGCCACGCUCUCUAGCAUGCC
Molecule: messenger RNA, 1633 nt
Organism: Amoebophrya sp. A120
Lineage: Eukaryota; Dinophyceae; Syndiniales; Amoebophryaceae
Source: the annotation of a GenBank genome assembly